This is a messenger RNA of Gorilla gorilla gorilla (western lowland gorilla), 2019 nucleotides long. RefSeq names its product putative UPF0607 protein ENSP00000381418. The transcript has a single exon. Bases 1 to 1251 code for a protein of 416 amino acids. The record is from RefSeq and is a predicted model, not a curated record. Lineage: Eukaryota; Metazoa; Chordata; Mammalia; Primates; Hominidae.
AUGGGCAACUCACUAAGCGUAUUUUGUUCCUGGUUCCGCCGCAGGUCCUGGCCACGCCAUCGGCAACCUGCUCGUCUUGUCCGUGAGGCCUUCCCAGCUGGCCGGGCUCACCCCGCGGCUCCUGCACCUGUGCCUGCCCCGGGAAUCUGGGGCCGUUUCCCACUCCUCUUCAACCAUCAGCGACAUUUUGGGCCUUCUUUUCCAGUCGGGUGGGACGGCGCCCCUAUGAGGCUGUGUCUUAUCCCUCGGAACAUGGGCACCCCACAGAGGGUCCUGCCUCCUGUGGUCUGGAGCCCCCCCUCAAGAAAGAAACCCGUGCUGUCUGCUCGCAACUCCAGGAUGUUUGGACACCUCAGCCCCGUGAGGAUCCCUCGUCUCAGAGGCAAGUUUAACCUCCGACUUCCUUCAUUAGAUGAGCAGGUGAUCCCAGCCAGGCUCCCGAAGAUGGAGGUGAGGGCAGAAGAGCCCAAAGAAAUAACGGAGGUGAAAGACCAGGUAGAGACCCAGGGGCAGGAGGACAAUAAAAGGGAACCCUGUAGCAAUGGGGAAGCAGCUUCCACCUCUAGGCCCCUGGAGACUCAGGGAAACCUCACUUCCUCCUGGUACAAUCCCAGGCCCUUGGAGGGAAAUGUCCACCUCAAGAGCUUGACAGAAAACAACCAGACUGACAAGGCCCAGGUGCAUGCAGUGAGUUUCUACUCCAAGGGCCAUGGAGUCUCCAGUUCACACAGCCCUGCUGGAGGCAUCCUUCCCUUUGGGAAGCCUGACCCACUUCCAACAGUGCUCCCUACCCCAGUUCCGGGCUGCUCCCUGUGGCCAGAGAAGGCGGCCUUGAAGGUGCUGGGUAAAGACCACCUGCCCAGCUCUCCAGGCUUGCUGAUGGUUGGGGAGGACAUGCAGCCCAAGGAUCCUGCAGCUCUUGGAUCAAGUAGGUCUUCUCCACCCAGAGCUACUGGCCACAGGUCCCGCAAAAGAAAACUGUCGGGGCCACCGCUGCAGCUGCAACCGACCCCUCCCCUGCAACUGAGGUGGGAUAGAGACGAGGGGCCCCCACCGGCUAAGCUUCCAUGUCUAUCUCCUGAGGCACUGUUGGUGGGUCAGGCUUCCCAAAGAGAAGGACGCCUCCAGCAGGGCAACAUGCGUAAGAACAUGAGGGUGUUAAGUAGAACGUCAAAAUUCAAGAGACUAAGAGAGCUGCUUAGGAGGAGAAAGAAGAGACGGCAGGGCAGGCGUGGUGGCCCACGCCUGUAAUCCAGCACUUUGGGAGGCCCAGGCGGGCGGAUCAGGAGCUCAAGAGAUUGAGACCUGAGGAGCAUCUCUGCCUGCACCAUCUGGGAAGUGAGGAGCGCCUCUGCCCAGCUGCUCCACCGUCUGGGAAGUGAGGAGCGCCUCUGCCCAGCCGCCCCACCGUCUGGGAAGUGAGGAGCGCCUCUGCCCGGCUGCUCCACCAUCUGGGAAGUGAGGAGCGCCUCUGCCUGGCCACCGCACUGUCUGGGCAGUGAGGAGCGCCUCUGCCAGGCCCCCGCCCUCUCUGGGAAGUGACGAGCGCCUCUGCCCAGCCGCCUCACAGUCUGGGAAGUGAGGAGCGCCUCUGCCCGGGCCCUGCCCCGUCUGGGCAGUGAGGAGUGCCUCUGCCAGGCCGCCGCCCUGUCUGGGAAGUGAGGAGCGCCUCUGCCUGGCUGCCGUCCUGUCUGCGAAGCAAGGAGUGCCUCUGCCCGGCCUCCUCACCGUCUGGGAAAUGAGGAGCGCCUCUGCCUGGCCACCAUCCCAUCUGGGAAGUGAGGAGCACUUCUGCCUGGCCACUGCCCUGUCUGGGAAGUGAGAAGCACCUCUGCCCAGCUGCCCACCAUCUGGGAAUUGAGAAGGAGCUCCGCCUCUGCCUGGCCUCCACCCCAUCUGGGAAGUGACGAGCACCUCUGCCUGGCUGCCUCACGGUAUGGGAAAGUGAGGAGCGCCUCUGCCCAGCCGCCGCCCUGUCUGGGAAGUAAGGAGCGCCUCUGCCUUGCCGCCGUCCUGUCU